Messenger RNA from Lolium rigidum, 363 nucleotides. RefSeq names its product non-specific lipid-transfer protein 4-like. NCBI's taxonomy places the organism in Eukaryota, Viridiplantae, Streptophyta, Magnoliopsida, Poales, Poaceae. The transcript has a single exon. The coding region runs from base 1 to 363 and encodes 120 amino acids. The record is from RefSeq and is a predicted model, not a curated record. Gene Ontology annotation, biological process: lipid transport. Gene Ontology annotation, cellular component: membrane. Gene Ontology annotation, molecular function: lipid binding.
AUGGCUGCACGCCGCGCUUACGCCGCCGCGACCUUGGCCCUUCUGGCGGCGGCGCUGGUGCUGUCCGCGGCGCCGGCGGAGGGCGCAGUGUCGUCCUGCGGGCAGGUGAUUGGUUACAUUGCCCCCUGUCUCACCUACGCCAUGGGCAGCGUGCCCAAGCCGAGCAGCAACUGCUGUAGCGGCGUCCAGAGCCUGAACUCGGCUGCCGCCAGCACAGCCGACCGUCAGACAACCUGCACCUGCCUGAAGCAGCGAGCUGGCGGCGUGGGCGGCCUCAGGCCCGACCUCAUCGCCGGGAUCCCCGGCAAGUGCAACGUCAAGAUCCCCUACGCCAUCAGCCCCAACACCGACUGCUCCAAGUAA